UCAAACUCCUUGCACUUGUGAGGCAGAACCAUGGAGCUAAAUCCCCAGCCCCAAGACAUUUUUAUGUGAUUAGUGAAUUUAAUAUUCUACACUGACUUUUCAAGCCUAAAGAGUUUUUACAUUUUUCUGCUCUUUCUCCUGGGGUGGUGGGUGAAGCCGGACCCAGGAGAGCCACCCCUCCGCCGUCCUCUCUGAAAAUGCCUGGGCCGCACUUUGCACUUUGCCGACAUUGCCUUGAACCGCUAUUCUUUCAGCCAGAUUUUUCUGUACGGUCCCUAAGGGCAGGGGGCGGGACGAAGAUAGAUGAACAGAUUUGGCGGCCAGUCACCGGCGAGCGAAGGUCGGGGCACUGGGUAUAGUUCCGUUUCCGGUGGCGCCGAUCCCUUGGUCCUGGCUGAGGUGAGGGCUACGGUAACGCCGUGAGAUGCCUCUGCACAGGUUCCCGGUCUACCUGUGGAGGCGCCUGCAGCUGCAAGGUGGCAUCUGCUCGCGCCUGCCCACCCAUUUCCUCCGCUCCUUGGAAAACACCCGCACGCCUACGCCCGUCCACUAUCAGCCUCACGGGACCAAGUUCAAGAUCAACCCCAAGAAUGGGCAACGGGAGCGCGUGGAGGACGUGCCCAUCCCCAUUUACUAUCCCCGAGAGUCCCAGAAGGGGCUCUGGGGCGGCGAGGGCUGGAUCCUGGGCUACAGAUACGCUAACAACGACAAGAUGUCAAACAGGGUGAAGAAGGUGUGGAAGCCACAGCUGUUUCAGCGUGAGCUCUACAGUGAGAUCCUGGACAAGAAGUUCACUGUGACUGUAACCAUGCGGACCCUAGAUCUCAUUGAUGAGGCCUAUGGGUUUGACUUCUAUAUCCUCAAGACCCCAAAGGAAGACCUGUGCUCCAAGUUUGGGAUGGACCUGAAGCGAGGAAUGCUGCUGAGGCUUGCCCGGCAGGACCCCCGGUUGCACCCAGAUGACCCUGAGCGGAGAACAGCCAUCUACGACAAGUAUAAGGAGUUUGUCAUCCCAGAGGAGGAGGCUGAGUGGGUUGGCCUGACGCUAGAGGAGGCUAUAGAGAAGCAGAGGCUCCUGGAGGAGAAGGACCCUGUCCCCUUCUUCAAGAUCUACGUGGAGGAGCUGGUUGCACGGCUUCAGCAACAGGCAUUGUCAGAGCCUGUGGUAGUACAGAAGAGAACCAGCGGGAAGUGACCAAACAGCCUCUUGAAUGCCUGACCACCAGGCUCAGCCUUUCCUGCUGGAUCUUUUAUCACUAUGGACACAGAACCUGGGAUGGCCAUGAGGGCCACCUGUGGGCAGUGGGUGAAUCCUGGUUUUCGUAUGCUAGCCUCACAGCUCCUGGGGGCACUUUUGUCCCAGGAUACCCCAGAGGCCCUGCCCAGACUGGGGCAAAUCCUGGACAGCAUUUAUUAUGCUUGUGGGUCAAGGACCAAGUAAAGUCUGAGCCUGGCA
Messenger RNA from Fukomys damarensis (Damara mole-rat), 1456 nucleotides. It is a transcript of the gene Mrpl28, whose product is annotated as mitochondrial ribosomal protein L28. The coding region runs from base 425 to 1195 and encodes 256 amino acids. Gene Ontology annotation, cellular component: mitochondrial large ribosomal subunit. Gene Ontology annotation, molecular function: structural constituent of ribosome. The transcript has 5 exons. NCBI's taxonomy places the organism in Eukaryota, Metazoa, Chordata, Mammalia, Rodentia, Bathyergidae. The record is from RefSeq and is a predicted model, not a curated record.